Coturnix japonica (Japanese quail) is the source of this 4377-nucleotide messenger RNA. It is a transcript of the gene ITGA7, whose product is annotated as integrin subunit alpha 7. The record is from RefSeq and is a predicted model, not a curated record. Gene Ontology annotation, molecular function: integrin binding. Gene Ontology annotation, cellular component: external side of plasma membrane; integrin complex. Gene Ontology annotation, biological process: integrin-mediated signaling pathway; cell-cell adhesion; cell adhesion mediated by integrin. NCBI's taxonomy places the organism in Eukaryota, Metazoa, Chordata, Aves, Galliformes, Phasianidae.
CUGUGCUUGGACAGCGGGGGCGGUGGGCGGACGGCAGGGAGCGGAGCGGUGCGGUGCGGUGCGGGCAUGGCCGGGCUGCCCAUCCCGGGGCUGUUGGUGCCGUGGUUUUGCCUUCAGUUGAUGGGCACGUCGGCUUUUAACCUGGACGCUGCCAACACUCUGCUCAAGGACGGAACACGGGGCAGCCUCUUCGGUUUCUCGGUGGCUUUACACCGGCAGCUCAGCCCCGAGCCGGCCAGCUGGCUGCUGGUGGGAGCCCCCCAGGCUCCAGCGCUGCCCAGCCAAGCAGCCAACAGGACGGGGGGGCUCUUUGCCUGCCCGCUGACCCCCGAGCCCUCCGACUGCUGGCGGGUGCCCAUUGAUGAGGGAGUGGAUCUGCAAAGAGAGAGCAAAGAGAACCAGUGGCUGGGGGUGAGCGUGAAGAGCCAGGGCGCUGGUGGCAAGAUAGUGACCUGUGCCCAUCGAUACGAAGCACGGAACCGCGUGCGGCAGCCGCUGGAGACGCGGGAUGUGAUCGGACGCUGCUUCGUGCUGAGCCAGGACCUGCAGGUUCAUGACGAGCUGGAUGGAGGAGAGUGGAAGUUCUGCGAGGGGAGACCGCAGGGCCACGACCGCUUCGGGUUCUGCCAGCAGGGCCUGGCUGCAGCCUUCAGCCCCGACCAGCACUACGUCCUCUUUGGGGCACCCGGCACCUAUAACUGGAAGGGGAACAUGCGUGUGGAGCUGCUAAACCAGAGCUCCCUCGAUCUCCUGCGCUACGACGACGGCCCCUAUGAAGCCGGGGGCGAGAAGGACCAGGACCCCUCACUCAUCCCCGUACCCGCCAACAGCUACUUCGGUUUGUUGUUUGUGACAAACAUUGAUAGCUCAGACCCCGACCAGCUGGUGUACAAAAGCCCAGACCCCAACGAGAAGGUGCCCGGAGCAGCGGGCGAUGUGCCCCAGAAUAGCUACCUGGGAUUCUCAGUGGAUUCGGGCGCGGGGCUGACGCGGCGCCGGGAGCUGAGCUUUGUGAGUGGGGCACCUCGUGCCAACCAUACGGGGGCUGUGGUCAUCCUGCGCCGUGAUAGUGCCCAGCGCCUGGUGCCCGAGGCUGUGCUGCCUGGGGAGCAGCUCACAUCGGCCUUUGGAUACGCAUUGGCGGUGCUGGACCUCAACAGUGAUGGCUGGAUGGAUUUGGUGGUGGGGGCUCCCCACUUCUUCGAGCGCCAGGCUGAGAUCGGGGGGGCUGCCUAUGUCUACAUCAACCCCGCAGGGCACUGGGAUGCUGCCACCCCCCUGCGCCUCACCGGCACCCACGGCUCCAUGUUUGGCAUCGCCCUGGGCUCUGCUGGUGACCUCAACCUGGAUGGCUUUGAGGACCUGGCUGUGGGAGCCCCGUUUGAUGGUGCUGGUAAGGUGUACAUCUACCAUGGCAGCAAGUUGGGCAUCGUGGUGAAACCGGCUCAGGUGCUGGAUGGGGAAGGUGUGGGGGUGACGACGUUUGGCUACGCUCUCUCUGGGGGGGUGGAUGUGGAUGGGAACCUCUACCCCGACCUGCUGGUCGGCUCCUUGUCUGACGCCGUGGUGCUGUACAGAGCUUGCCCCGUUGUCUACAUCUCCCGGAACGUCUCCCUGAUCCCUGCAAACAUCGACCUGGAGCAGAACAACUGCCAGCACCACGAGGGCAUCUGCGUGGACGUCCAAGCGUGUUUCAGCUACACGGCCACCCCUGCCAGCUACAGCCCACCCCUGGUGCUGGAAUACGUGUUUGAUGCUGACACGGAGCGGAGACGUUUGGGUCACCCCCCCCGGGUCACCUUCCUGGGCCGUCGGCCGUCGGAUCCCGAGCAUCAGUUCUCCAACACGGUGGAGCUGCCCCGGCAGCACACACGGACCUGCACCGCUGCCACCUUCCAGCUCCAGGACAGCAUCCGUGACAAACUGCGCCCCAUCGCCGUCACUCUGGCCUAUGGCAUCCAGGGGGCUGGGACGCCUCGGCACAGCCGUAGUGCCACCCUGCCCCCCCUGCCCCCUGUGCUCAGCCCACAGCAACCCAGCAGCCACCGUGCUGAGGUGCAUUUCCUAAAGCAGGGCUGCGGGGAUGAUAAGAUCUGCCAAAGCAACCUGCAGCUUCGCUUCCAGUUCUGCACCCGCCUGGGGGACUCUGAUUUCCUGCCCCUACCCAAGGGGGCAGAUGGCACCGCUAUCUUCGCCAUGAGCGACCAGAAGGACGUGGCCCUGGAGAUCCAUGUCACCAACGAGCCCUCGGACCCCACGGAGCCGCAGCGGGAUGGGGAUGAUGCCCACGAGGCUGCGCUCACUGCUCGCUUCCCCCAGGAGCUGCCCUACUCCGCAGUGAGACCCUACGAUGGACGCACAGCAACGGACAAGCCAGUGGUGUGCCUGGCCAACCAGAACGGCUCCCAGGUGGAGUGUGAGCUGGGGAACCCCAUGAAAAGGGGAGCCCAGGUACGUUUCUACCUCAUCCUCAGCACUCUGGGCAUCACCCUGCAGACCACAGACCUGGCGGUGGAGCUGGCCUUGUCCACGAUCAGUGAGCAGCCAGACCUGGAGCCAGUGGUGGCUCGGGCGCGUGUGGUCAUUGAGCUGCCCCUCUCAGUGACAGGUGUGGCUGUGCCUCCCCGGCUCUUCUUUGGGGGGACAGUGAGGGGUGAGAGCGCGGUGCGACGUGAGAGCCAGGUGGGCAGCGCUGUGAUCUUCGAGGUGACGGUGUCCAACAGGGGCCCGUCGUUGAAGACAUUGGGUUCAGCCUUCCUCACCCUGCUGUGGCCCCAUGAGCUCAGCAAUGGGAAGUGGCUGCUGUACCCACUGCAGCUGGAGCUGGUGGCUGCACCGGGACUGAGGACAAUGUGCAGCCCUGCUGCCAAUCCACUGCGCCUGGCCUUGGAGCCACCAGGAGAGGCUGAGGUCAGCGAGGAGCCCCCUAUGGCGUCCUGGUGGGUGCCAGCACCCGCAGAGAGGAGGAAGAAUGUCACAUUGGACUGUGCCCAGGGCACCGCUCGCUGCGUGGCAUUUCGCUGCCCACUCUACAGCUUCGAGCGCUCUGCUGUGCUGACGGCACGUGGACGGCUGUGGAACAGCACCUUCCUGGAGGAAUACCUGGAUGUCACCUCGGUGGAGCUGAUUGUGCGCGCCAGCGUCUCGGUGACCUCCUCCAUCAAGAACCUGGUGCUGAAAGAUGCUUCCACUCAGAUCCCUGUUACCAUCUACCUGGACCCCGGUGUGGCGGUGGCUGGUGGUGUGCCAUGGUGGGUCAUCCUGCUGGCUGUGCUGGCUGGAAUCCUGGUCCUGGCAUUGCUGAUCUUCAUCCUUUGGAAGUUGGGUUUCUUCCGCCGGGCUCGUUACGUGCCCCCAGCCGUCCCUCAAUACCACGCAGUGAAGAUCCCAAGGGAGGAACGGCAGCAAUACCGCGAGGAGAAGAUGGGAACCAUCCAGAGGAAGGAGUGGGCUGUCAACUGGAGCGAGCCCAGCGACGGGCACGUCACCCCCAGCUCAGCAUAACCCCAUGGACACUUAUUGUGCUGCUGGACUGAAGGGGGAUGAUGUAUGUGGGACCCCCCCUGCUUCUGGCUGUGCCCUAUAAGGACCCUCUGGUGACACAUAGGGAUGGCUCUGCCCCAAAGUGGUGCCUUGUCCCGGAGGAUCGGCUCAGCUCCAUUGAACAGGGCAUGGCCACAAGGGGAUGGUGUUUCUCCAAAGUGAUGGCUUGUCCUCAAUGGGUACAGAGACAGCUCAGCCCUAUAGGGACGGCCCCAUCCUACGAGCAUGGCUUGAACCCAAAGUGAUGGCUCCUAAAGGCUCAGCUCAGCCCCAUGGCACAGGGCUUGUCUCCAAGGCACAGCCACAGAGAGAUGGCUUGUCCUAUAGGGACAGACUGUCCACCAAAGGACAGCUGAGCCCUACAGGGACAGCUCAACCCCAUAGGGCCCUAUGGGCACGGCUCUGCCUAUAGGCUGCCAUGUCCCUACAGUGCUGCCAUAUCCCACAGGGGUUCCUCGUCCCUAAAGUGCUGCAAUGGCUCAGCCCUAUAGGGACAGCUCAACCCCAUAGGGACAGCUCAGCCCUAUAGGAACAGCUCAGCCCUAAAGGGACAGCUCAGCCCUAUAGGAACAGCUCAGCCCUAAAGGGACAGCUCAGCCCUAUACGAACAGCUCAGCCCUAUAGGAACAGCUCAGACCUAUAGGGACAGCUCAUCCCCAUAGGGACAGCUCAACCCUAUAGGGACAGCUCAGACCUAUAGGGACAGCUCAUCCCCAUAGGGACAGCUCAGCCCUAUAGGGACAGCUCAUCCCCAUAGGGACAGCUCAGCCCUAUAGGGACACCUCACCCCCCCACGCAAGUGCCGCUCUUCCCAAUAAAAGGAGAAUCCCUCCA